AUGAGAACAACUCUGGGCAAGCCUGUAAAUGACAAGGGACCCAUAGACACGUGUGCAGAGAACAUUCUGGGCCAGAAAAAACAACAAAUACCAGAGGUUUCUGUGGAGAGAAAACGGCAGGGGUGUCUUCAAGCCACGGCCCAGGCAGGGCACGGCAGCAAUGGCCUUGUAAGAGUGAAACUGCCCUGGGGCCUGUCAUGUGCCUGCCACCCUGGCAUGGGCACCAGUGGCUCCAAAGCUCGGAGCCUGUGGCUCUUCGCCUUGGGGCGGGGAGGCCUUGGCCCAGAGGUCACUGACCAACUUUGGGGCAACUGCAAGGCCCGAGUCGUGCCCCACUUUGUAUUCAUGAGCCACAGCUCCACGUUCUAUGACAAGGAUGGGGAUCUGGCUCACGAAUUCCUUGAAGAGACAAUUGUCACCAAGAACAGGCAGAAGCAGGCCAAGUUGAGGCGGGUGAAUUAA
Molecule: messenger RNA, 462 nt
Organism: Rangifer tarandus platyrhynchus (Svalbard reindeer)
Lineage: Eukaryota; Metazoa; Chordata; Mammalia; Artiodactyla; Cervidae
Source: the annotation of a GenBank genome assembly